Molecule: messenger RNA, 2103 nt
Organism: Pyricularia grisea
Lineage: Eukaryota; Fungi; Ascomycota; Sordariomycetes; Magnaporthales; Pyriculariaceae
Exons: 2
Coding region: 268-654 (128 amino acids)
Cellular component (GO): fungal-type vacuole membrane; vacuolar transporter chaperone complex
Source: RefSeq, a predicted model, not a curated record
GGCCCAUGGCGCUUGGGGUCUGUCGGAGGAUCCGGUUUUGAAGGCCUUACACAACCUUUUCUGUACAAAAUCAGGAAUUGCAAUUGAAUCGAUUCUCUUCCCCCUUGGGUCUGCGCUUUGCGACAAUUGACUUCCGUGAACCUGGCUGGCGUGAUCCGGAACCUCGAGCGCAUCACAGAAUAACACAUCGCAGCCCCAGGCCGCGGCCAGUCUAGGGAAGCGCACGAACCUCGAAUCAUAUCGCGCGACCACUUAACAAUCAAGACGAUGUCGAGCCAGCCGCUGCUUCAAACUGCACCGGGCAAGCGGAUCGCGCUCCCGACGCGGGUCGAGCCCAAGGUGUUUUUCGCAAACGAGCGAACCUUCCUCUCAUGGCUCAACUUCACAGUCGUUCUAGGCGCCCUCGCCGUCGGCAUGCUCAACUUUGGUGACCGUCCGGCCUUCAUCUCCUCCAUCAUGUUCACGUUGGUUGCCAUGUUCACCAUGGGUUAUGCCUUGUGGCAAUACCACUGGCGUGCGGCCACUAUCAGAAAGCGGGGGCAGGCAGGAUUCGACGACAGGUUCGGCCCGACUAUGCUGGCCAUCAUCCUUUUCUUGGCAGUCGUUGUCAACUUUGUGUUGAGGGUCACCUAUGACAAGAACAAGAAGGUGUAAAGGGGUUGCUACACAUGCUGGGGAUGGAGUUGGGCGACAUUGGCUUGGCUUUAUAGCUCAGGUUAUCAUUUAUACCUGCACACAGCUACGAACUUGUACAAUACUAGCGACGGGACGGUGGAUUGGUCGGGGAAAAAAAGCAUGAUAUGUUAUACUUGGAUAUACUAAAUGCUAGGGUGUGGCAGAAAAGGCAAGUCUGCCGUGUUAAUUAGGUACAGAGGGAUCAUUGUGUUUAUCUGGAACCAGAAAGCCUGAGGCCAGUAGUAGCGUGUGAGAAAGCCUUGAUUGCCUCAUAUCUCAUUCCGGAUUCCGGGUAUCAUGUCUACGUUCAUUCCUUGAACACCAAAUGCAAUGCAAAUACCAAUAAGUUUUCAUCAAAACUCUCCCACCAGGUAACGGCGUGAGGGCCGUCUGUCUCAUAUGCACAGCCAUAGGCGUGCGGCUCUGCCAACAGCAUGUUUUCACCAGUAAGCAAGGCGGGUUGCUCUCUGUAUGGUGGUGGCAACCUCGGGAGGAAAAAAGUCUUCGUGUGCUCGUUGUGGGUCGAUGGGCCAGAGGUAGCUAGCCAAAAUUUCGCUUUUGUUGCUGAUUAAUUAUGGCGGAGUUUGUCUGCUCUGUGAUGAACGAUUUUGCCCUCAGUUCCGGGAUUGGUACUCUUGACAAGAAAACACUCAUAUAGAGUGCAUGCUCCGUCUUUGGCCGACCCAUGACUGCCCUCUCAAAGACAUUUGGAGCAACCGCCGCCCGCUCCGUAGCUGCGACCUCGAACCCAUCCUCGUCAAGGUCAUCCGAAACUCCAUGGAGCACCGUCUCUUCAAUGACGGUGGUUUCUUCGGAAGCUUCAACGUCGACCUCGUACAGCCUAUUGUACUGAAACCACUUCUGGCCCUCUUCGUGGAUCCGGCGACGGACAAGCUCUGUCAAUGAAACCAUCUUGGCGGCGUCCCUGGAGCGGGCGUGCAGUAACGCGGCGCCGGGUAGGAUGGCCAUGUCUGAGGGGUGGAAUCGGCCGAGGUGGGUAAGAAUCUGGUCUAUCCGUUUGGACAUGCUGGUCGAGGAUAUGACGGAGAAGGUAGCGAUGUCGUACCGGGGCCGCAGCUCGGCAAUGAUGGCCUCAUGCGGCUCUAGCGGCAGCCUGGAAGGGAUAUGAGAAUUGCUGGGCCCCGUCCGCUGCUUCUUGUUGUUCUUGGCAGCAUCUUCCGAGGUGGAAGAAAUGGUAGUUGGGCCAUCGGGUGGCUGUUUUCGCUUGGCUGGGCUGGGAACUGUCGAGGGAAGUAUAGCCAUGGUUGUUGCCAUUUCGCGUCUGGCUCGUAGCGAUAAAAUUCCGAUGAUCGUGGACUUGAUCCAGUGAAGAAUGUAGUGAUCGUGUUGAUUGUCCUCAGUCUGCGUUGUUACAGUCGAAAUCAACAACGCUCUCGGAAGCAUUCAUUCAAAUUGGGGAAAUUAUUG